Messenger RNA from Culicoides brevitarsis, 954 nucleotides. RefSeq lists its product as uncharacterized. Bases 1 to 954 code for a protein of 317 amino acids. NCBI's taxonomy places the organism in Eukaryota, Metazoa, Arthropoda, Insecta, Diptera, Ceratopogonidae. The record is from RefSeq and is a predicted model, not a curated record. The transcript has 2 exons.
AUGAAAGUUUUUAUCAUUCUAGCCACCUUUGUGGCUCUUGGUAGUUCACGGACUUUUUUGCCAUGUAACAAUCGUCCUGAGCCGAUCCAUCCGCUUCCUCCAAGUGUAGAUCCAAUUCAUCCAAUUACACCAGAAGUUGAUCCAAUUCAUCCUGGCAAACCAGAAGUUGAUCCAAUUCAUCCUGGCAAACCAGAAGUUGAUCCAAUUCAUCCAAGCAGACCAGAAGUUGAUCCAAUUCAUCCAAACUUACCUGAAGUUGAUCCAAUCUACCCCGAGAGACCACUACCCCCAGGUGUCUUACCUGAAAUCCCAAUUGUUCCCGAAAAACCAGAAUUACCAGCUCCAUUGCCUCCAUUCAUCGGACAUGAUGUCGAAUCACACGUCUUGAACUUCCCAAGUGACGAAGACCCACAAAUUCGUGUUCAUGUCAACAUCAAGAAGGAUCAAUUCCCAAGCCAUCGCCCAGUUCGUUCCAUCUUCGAUUCCUUCUGGCCAAGCAAACCAGCAUUGCCUGAAAUCGGAAAUAAACCAGAAUUACCUGAAAUUGGAAACAAACCAGAAAUCCCAAGCGGAAACUUCCCAAUCUUACCUCCUCUUCCUGAAAUCAGCUUCCCAACUCCCGGCGUCGAAGUCAAUCCCGGAAAUGACGGUAUUUCUACCUUCGUUUAUCCCAAUGCCCAAUACCAAUUGGUGAAAUUGCGCGUUGUCUACAACAAACCAAGCAUCACGCCAUUCAAACUUGAAUUCCCCGAAGCAGGAAACAAACCAGCUUUGCCCGAAAUUGGAAACAAACCAGAAUUACCCGAAAUCGGAAACAAGCCUGAAAUCCCAAUCAUCAACUUACCUGAAGUUGAACCCGAAAAGCCAAUUAACCCGAUGCCAAUGCCUCCAGUCAACCCAAAAGUUCCCCAAGUUGAACUCUUCUUGGACAUUGGCGAACAGGAGCAAUAUUAA